AUGCGCUCGCAGUUGAAGAAUAAGGAGAAGGCGAUGGCCGUGCUCCGAUCUCGGCUGCUGGCGCAAGAGGUGGAGCGACAACAGGCGGAGAUUCGCAGGACGGAAGUCGCAGCGCAGGUGCUUCUCCGCAACACGCUUGGAAUAGACCGAGCGACCUUCCACGCCUCCCCGGACCGCGAACUGAGCCACGAGGACGCAGAGGCGUUCCAUGGCACCCUUGAACGGCGGAUCGAGGGAGAGCCACUUUCUUACAUCACGGGACACAGGGAGUUCUACGGUCUCGAUUUCGUCGUGACGCCGGACGUGCUGGUGCCGCGACAGGAGACGGAGUUCCUAGUCGAGGCAGUGUUGGGGUAUGCGCGGAGUCGUGGGCGCGACGGGGGCGAUCUGACGAUCGCGGACAUCGGAACCGGGAGUGGGGCGGUCGCGGUCGCGCUGGGGUGUCAUCUUCCGAACGCGGUCGUGUAUGAGCGACAGGACGUGAGCCGUAGGGGAUACGUGCGCGUCGCGAGACGAGAAGUCGCAGAGCACGGACAUGGCAGGUCGAGUCCGCCUGCGGCAACACGCGAUCUGUUCGAGGCGCUGGACGGACCUGUGGACGUGGUAGUGUCGAAUCCGCCCUAUCUGAGCGACGACGAGGUAGCCGAGCUUCCGCCGGACGUCAGCGCGCAGCCGACGCUGCCUCUUGCCGCCGGACGCCCUGGACGGGAUGACGCGUGCUGCGCAGGUUGA
Geodia barretti is the source of this 732-nucleotide messenger RNA. The record is from the annotation of a GenBank genome assembly. NCBI's taxonomy places the organism in Eukaryota, Metazoa, Porifera, Demospongiae, Tetractinellida, Geodiidae.